Molecule: messenger RNA, 890 nt
Organism: Lates calcarifer (barramundi perch)
Lineage: Eukaryota; Metazoa; Chordata; Actinopteri; Centropomidae
Exons: 3
Coding region: 118-522 (134 amino acids)
Source: RefSeq, a predicted model, not a curated record
ACCAAACAGGUUCAUCAGUUUUUACUCCACACAUCAUCAACAUCACCUGAGGAGCUUCAGGCUUUCUGUGGAAGGAUUUCUCUUUGUCUUUUGUGAGCCGAAACCAAACACACCAAGAUGGGCAGGAUCCUAUUUGGAGUCAUUGCAGUCCUUGCAAGUCUCAUGCUGGUGGACUCCCUGACAUGCAACAAAUGCACCUUCGGUCUGAUCGGUUUCUGCCUGAACUCUGCUGAGGAGACCUGUACGUCCAACACCAGCGUCUGCUUCACUGGGAAAGCCACUUUCCCAGCGCUCUCAAGCUUCUCAGGCUUCAACACCCAGGGCUGCAAAGAUAACUCCACCGGCUGCAACAUGACCACCUCUGCCGUCCUGCUCGGUGUCACCUAUGAGACUAAACUUGAGUGCUGCUCGACAGAUAAGUGCAACCCCAUCACGCUCAGUGGCGCCCCGUCCACUAGGAUGACCCUCACCGCCGCCAUCGGUGCCGCUGUCCUGGCCUCUGCCUGGGGAAGCAUGCUGUAAAAAAACGGCUCAUACAAAAUCACACCAACAGCAGCUGUGGGCUGCUACCAACAUCAGCAGCACUAGUCAUAAUAAACUCUUUGGAUCUUAUGAGUUCACAAGUAUGAUUGCUCAUCUACUGUGACUCUCUUUACCUUUCAUAACUCAUGUCUCAGUUUUUUUUUUAACAAAAAGUUAUAUGAAAUACUAAACUCAGGUGUCAACAUGGAGGAAGUCGAGCAAUGGGACGUUUCAAGGAAACGUUGAGAUCGUAAAUCUUCCAUGUUGUUUUGCUUUGUUUAACAAUACAUUUAUUUAUCCUUUUAAAUGCUUAUUGUCUUAAUGGACAAAACAUUGAUGUUAAAAUAAAGAAAAUCAUUUAAAAAAUC